Messenger RNA from Cladocopium goreaui, 634 nucleotides. The record is from the annotation of a GenBank genome assembly. NCBI's taxonomy places the organism in Eukaryota, Dinophyceae, Suessiales, Symbiodiniaceae.
CAUGACUGGGCUCCAGCUGCAAACACCGGAGCCUUGCUGAUCGCAUAUCCUUUCAGUUUUAAAGCCAUGGCAGAGUCGAAAUGCUUUGCUUUUGUUUUUGGUAUGGCAUCUGGGCACAUCAACCCAUCCCUGCCAUUGGCCAGACAAUUAGUGUCUCAGGGCCACAAGGUGCAUUACCUGGCACGAGAACAGAUGCGUGCGGCCAUUGAAGAUACCGGCGCCACUUUUUGGAACGAGUUAGAGGAAGAGACGGAGCUGUAUGAUGGCCGCGAAGGGGAUUUAUUGGCCGCGACCAGCCACCUGAAGAAGGAGCUGGGCAUUGAAUCAGAUCCGAUGGUCGUUGGCUACAUGAAAACGGCUCCCAUGUCUCUGGAAUUGCAGCUUCCAGGCUGCAUCCGUUGGAUGCGAAAGAUCAACCCCUCCGCAGUGGUCUACUGUCCCUUGUUGAACCAGGAUGCGGGCUACUGUGCGGAUAUCCUACAGAUCCCAAGCGUAGCCUUGCUGACCACAGCUGGCCCUGGGUCCAUGGCAGCGACCAUGCGCUACUUCCUUGCGGGGCAGUCACCCGAGGAGGUGAUGGAGAUUCUUAAGGACUUCGCACCAAUGCAUCAACGCAUCCGGAAUCUAAAAGAGA